GGGUGGCCGCGGCUGCGGGGCGUGAGCGGAGCCAUGGCCAACGUCAAGGUGGCCGUGCGGGUCCGGCCUCUGAGCAAAAGAGAGACUGCAGAAGGAGGAAGAGUGAUUGUAGAAAUUGAUGACAAAGUGGCAAAAGUCAGAAAUGUAAAGGUUGACAGUAGAUUUGAUAGCAGUUGGGACUCAAGAGAAAAAACUGUGGCCUUCAGCUUUGAUUACUGCUACUGGUCAGUUGAUCCUGAAGAUCCAAAGUAUGCAUCUCAGGAAAUGGUGUUCCAGGACCUUGGCACUUCUGUGUUGUCAGGUGCAUUUAGAGGAUACAACAUCUGCCUAUUUGCAUAUGGACAGACAGGUUCAGGAAAAACUUACACAAUGAUGGGAACACCUGCGUCCAUUGGGCUGACACCUCGUAUAUGUGAGGGCCUCUUUUCAAGGAAGGAUGAUUACUCAGACCAGACAGCAUCUUGCAGGGUAAAGGUCAGUUUUCUUGAAAUCUAUAAUGAGCGUGUCCGAGAUUUGUUAAAACAGUCAGACCGAAAGAAACCUUAUACACUUCGAGUCCGAGAGCACCCAGAGACAGGACCAUAUGUGCAAGGAUUGACUCAGCAUUUAGUUACAGACUACAAGCAAGUUGUAAAACUUCUAGAAGAAGGAAUAGCUAAAAGAAUCACAGCAGCUACACAUAUUCACAGUGCCAGCAGCAGAUCCCAUGCUAUCUUCACCAUCCACUACACUCAGGCUAUAUUGGAGAACAAUCUCCCCUCUGAAAUUGCAAGCAAGAUCAACUUAGUGGACCUUGCAGGCAGUGAAAGAGCUGAUCCCAGUUACUGUAAAGAUAGAAUUACUGAAGGUGCCAAUAUUAACAAGUCAUUAGUGACACUUGGAAUCGUCAUAUCCACUUUAGCACAAAAUUCGCAGAUGUUCAGCAGCUGCCAGAGCAUUAACACCAUCGCAAGCGAAGGGGAGAGCAGUCAUGCAGACAGUCCUACCACGGGCAGCGUCAGUGGGACCAGGCGGCCGGCUUACAUCCCAUAUCGUGACUCCAUCCUCACCUGGCUUCUCAAGGACAGUCUGGGGGGCAACUCCAAAACCAUUAUGAUUGCCACUAUCUCCCCUGCCAGCUCCAGCUACAAUGAGACCAUGAGUACCUUGAGAUAUGCUUCAAAUGCCAAAAAUAUUAUUAACAAGCCCAGAGUGAAUGAGGAUGCAAAUGUGAAACUGAUCAGAGAACUGAGAGAGGAAAUUGAUCGGUUGAAAACUAUGCUGAUGAGCUUUGAACUGAGGAAUUCCAGUCCAUCGUGGAGUGAUGACAGGGAUGGAAAUCUGACUGAGCUGGUCCUUCAGAAUGAAAUGAAGAUUGAGCAAUUGACCAAAGACUGGACAAGUAAGUGGACAGACAGGAAAGCCAUCAUGGAAGAAUACAGUGUGGACAUCAACAAAGAAAAAGCUGGAGUGACAAUAGAUUCUAGUUUACCUCAUCUAAUGGCCAUGGAUGAUGAUAUCCUCAGUACAGGAGUGGUGCUGUAUCAUCUCAGGGAAGGAACAACCAAAAUUGGAAGAAGUGAUUCAGACCAAGAUCAAGACAUUGUUUUGCAGGGACAGUGGAUUGAAAGGAAUCACUGUAUGAUAGACAACAACUGUGGGAUCGUGACCCUGCGACCAGUUCCAGGCGCACACUGCUCUGUGAAUGGAUGUGAAGUCACUGGAUCAUGUCGCCUCUCACAAGGGGCCCUUGUUGUCCUUGGCAAGUCUCACAAGUUCAGAUUCAAUCACCCAGCAGAAGCUGCUCUCUUAAGACAAAGAAGAUCAAUUAAUGAAACCCCACCCACUCUGAGUUGUGGAGCUUUGGACUGGCUCGACUUAGAUGGAAGUUGCACCAAUUCUCCACAUUAUGUCCUUUCUUCUCUUUACAAUCAAAAAUGUAGAAACUGUAAAGAAAACAAAUGUUCUCCUGAACUAAGCAGAGAAAUAAAUGCCGUGCGUGAAGAGUACAAGCAGAAACUGAGAGACCAGGAAGCUUUCCACAGAACACAGAUUCAACGACAGCAGCUCUAUGUUGAGGAUUUAAAGCAACAGAUCCUGAGAGGACAGAUCAAAGCAGAGCGAGAACUGGAUAAUGACCAAGCACUAAUCAACCAGCAAAUCCAAGAAAACCAGCAGUGGCUUAUAAAUGAGAAUAAACGUCUGGCUGCCCUUCAGCAGCAGCAGCAGAGGGAGUUUGCAGUGCAAACAGAGCCUACACUGUAUGCAGAGGCCGAGGUGCAGAGUAACCCUGGGGUGCAAAUCUGCCUUUCCCUGUUACAACAGAACAAGAAGAGACUGGUGCAGCUGGAGCUUUUGCGAAGAUACUCCUUAAAAAAGGCCGAAAGAAACAUAAGGAGGAAAAAGGUCAAAUUCCAACUGGAAAGAAUAGUCAAGAAGCAGAAGUUACUGGAAGCCAAGCAAAACCUAGAGCAGCUGGAAGCUAGCUGCUGGCUCAGUGAAGAGCGUGUGAAACAAUCCCAAGUCCUUAAUGACAAUAUUGCUGUACGGUCCUCUUCAGAUCACCAGUUGCAAAAGAGAUGGAAGUCACUGGGUUCAAGUUCCUUGCAGCACAGGCAGCAUUUGUUCUGUAACACACACCUGCCCCAGGUACCCAGCUGUUUGCUGAAGAGGGAGUCUGUGUCAAAGUUAUCUACCUCACCAUACACUGAUCAAUACUGUGAAGGCAGUACAACGGGGAGGUUGUCACCUGUAGAGUACCUUUACAGAAGUGGUGAAGACGUUUCUGAGAAUGAUGACCUUAAUGAUGACAAGGGGAUCUCCUUUUCAGUCCAGAGGCAGCUAACUGAAAAACAAAAACCAUCUUUAAUUGGACAUAAAAAAGUAGCAGAAAAGGACUCUAAUGAUUCAGCUAUCAUGGCUCAUAUCAAUAAAAAUCAAAAAAUUGAAAAGUUGGAUCACAACCCAGGGCAAGCUGGAUCUCAAAACCAGACCUCUAAAGACUCCUCUCCUGAUCUUUUUAAGGAGAAAGAUGAACCUAAAACCUUUAUUACAGGGAAAAGAAUGACAAAAUCAAAGGUGCUAGGAGAUUUAAGUCAGCCUCCAAGUAGCAAUCUAGCACAAAAUAGAGCUCAGGUAUCCAAUAAAAAGAUUAGAAUGGAUAUCAAUGGAAAAGGCUACAGGUCUUCUCCAGAAAACUUCCCUAAACAAAUGAAGAAAAUAGUGUAUGGAAACCCAUCAGUGCAUAAAAACCAAACCAUCAUGAACCAGAGGACAGAGCCAAACUCAGCCUCGCCAAGUCAUGAGAAAUCACCAGUGGAACAGAAAGAAUUUCUGGUGGCAGCCACAUCAGUAGGGAAUCUCACUAAGAUGAACUCACAGGCACCACUCUCUUACAUUGAAAAAAAGUGGCACAGCGCUGAGAUGCUAAGUGCUGGAGUGUCCAAAACAGCCACAGAUGUGCUGGGGAACUGGCAAGAGGAUGAUGAAAAUGAGAUUUCUGAUACAGACAGUUCCUAUUCUGUAGAUUCUCUCUCCUGUGCUUAUGCAAAAACUUUCCCGGAGAAACUGAAACAAGAAGAUUUUGACAGAAAUAAAUGUCCUGCCAACACAGAAGAUUCUGAGAGUGAUGACAGUCAAAUGUCACAAGACUCUCUGGUAGAAAAAGAAAAUAAAACCAAAAAGAAAAAUACAAGCCAAUUUCACAAGUUAAAGAUCCAUCAUGAGCCAGCUAAGCUUAACAAAAGCAGAACUGAGCACCAUAUUUCAUCUUUUGUGACAUCAUACGCAUCUCGUAGGAACCUGGAAAAGGCUGAAAGAAGCUUUUCUCUGGAUAGUUUAGCUGAUGGAGAAGAGAUGCCAGCAGAAGAUCUGGUAGAAGAAUCCAAAUCUGAUUCAUCUGAUGAAGUGCCAACAGAGAUUUUCUGGAAGUUACAAACUCCUAGAUUGCCAACUAUAGAGACUAAAGAAGACCAUGAGUCCAAUACCUGCAACAGAGAUACAGAAGGAACAAGUUAUGAUCUGAAGCUGAGCAGUUCCUUUUAUUUGGACACUAAGGCACAGCCUGCUUCCAGUAAUGCUUGCAAGCAGUUGCUGAAAGGGACAAAAGUCUCUUUUGUAGAACAAGAAAGGUGUCUUGAUAAAAGACUGCAUUAUGCAAGUGAAAAUCCUUUGCUCACUAAUGAUGUUUGGCCUUCCUGUGACUCAAAGGUUGACAUCAGCAGCCCCAGAAUAACAGCACCUUCUUCCCAUGAGAAUUUGGAAUUUCAGGAAGCUCAUCUGUGUUCUUUGAGCAAACCAGACCUUUGGCUGAAGAAAGAUGAUCUAAAGCAGUCAGCAGCUGAAGUUUCUUUUGUUUCUGGCUCUAAGCAGAUUCACAGCAUUACUCACUUAUCACACGGUGUAAACGAAAUAAACUCAGUUUUCUCCUCUGACACAUCAGAAUUACCUUUACCUGAAACAAUAACUGCAAGCAGAGUUUCUGAGAGUGGAUCAUUAAAUAAGAUUCUUAAGGAAUGGACAAACUCUAAUGAAAAUUCAUCCUUGGAAUCUCAAAAUGUAAUGUCCUCAUUUGUUAGCUCAGUAGGACCAAGUUCUUCUUUUGUUCCUACUUCCACAAAACAUGAUUAUUAUAAACAUUCAAGGUCACAUCAUCCUGAACAAGAACAAUCGGAUGAAUUAUCUACUUACGGGUCUACCAGUGAAUGCACACAAACAUUCAGCUGUUUGGAAAGCAGCUCCACUGCAGACUGCUUGUCACUGGUACCUAGGAAAGAGGAGGAUUCCCUCCCCACAACUCAUCCAGAGCUGCCAAAAGAUGACACUCUGAAAAAAACACCUUUUGUCUCCGUGUUGCCUGUGCAAAGUGUGGAGCGGAGGAAUGGCUGUUCACAUGCAGAUUUAGAAGAUGAUUUCUUCAGAACUUUUUCAAAAGAUGAGCUCAACAAUGACUAUAAUAACUUGAUGGCAAUAUCAAGUGUGACAGAUUCAGGCAGAGGAAGUGCAUCUCUCAAUGCACCUGCUGCUGAAUCUUCUAUGGGACUUGCUCAUAAUAUGACCUCAACACAGACAUCUGCAGUAAAACACAUCCAAUUUGGAAACCAUGGGCAGCUUUUUCCAAUACAAAAAAUACCAAGAUGUUGUGAUGAAGGUUUCUUUCUCACUGGUGUAACAAAUAAGAACUGCUCUCUAGUAAGCAGCUAUGAGUUUCAGAAAUUGGCUGGACAAGCAGAAGAAUCAAUCAGGUCUGGGGAGAGUGAUUUGGAAACAAUGCAAGAAAUGGAUUAUGAACAAAUAUCUGCAGAAGAAGUAACAACAGAGACAGAUUUUUCCUCAGAGGAGACAACAUAUCAGUGUCACCCUGCCAGUGCAAGUUACGACCAAUCUGCAACACCAGUAGAGAUGUCUGAAAAAGAGAUAAUCUGUAUGGAAACAAGCACAGAUAGCUUGGCAGAGGUUGUGCCAGAGGUGCCUUCAUUUAUGGAUCGUGAAGAAUACGAAUCAAAGGAUGAAGACUUGUCUUCAGUGAAUCAUUAUGAAUUCAAACACAACCCUGUUCCAAAGGAUUACUCCCAUGAGGGUGCUCGAGCAGACAGUCAGGCAAGUUGCUUAUCCCAGGACAUUACAGAAAAUUCUACAUUAUGCACUGGUAAUAUAAGAGAAGAAAGCAGUGAAAGCAAAAAACACAAUGCCUUGAAUUCUCAGGCUGUAGUUCAGAAAGAAUUUUCAUCCAAAUAUGAAAACUUAGUGGUAAAUGAAGUAAGUUACUUCAUAGUGAAUGUAAAUGGGAAAGACACCAAGUCUUUCUCUGCUGCUAUUUGUGAAACUACAAAUGAUUUUCUCCCAGAAUCUAAUGCAAGCAUAUUUUACAAAACGUCAAUGAAAACUAAUCUUUUCCAAAGUGCAUGUGAGACUGAAAAUUAUGAUAAACUGUCGGACCAUGUCACAGUGGUGAAAGGAGAUUGUAAUGAUACGUCUAGUCUUACUGUGGAAGUCAAUGCCACAGAAAGUUGUUCUGACGUACAUUCUGGCUGCCUUUGCACAACCUGCUCUUCAAAAUCAACAGAGCAGAAAAACAGUACACAUAAGACAGCUGACAUUUCUGUGGAAUUUGAUGCUACCAUUCCCUUGGAAACAGAAACACAGAACAAAUCUUUUCUUGAAUCAAGAAAAGAGAAAGAAACCUUUUUUGAAUGUGCUUGCCCAGAGGACAUCUUUCUUGUUGAAGAUGAUGUAAAUUCAGAGUUGGAAAGGGUAUUUGAAUGCAACACAAAUCCACCAGCUACCAUUUCUCAAGAAGAGAGUUCAUAUAUAAAAAAAGAAUCCAAAUUUUUAAGAAACUUAGAAACUGAUCCAGAAGAAACCAUAGCUCCUUAUCAGAAUACAGAGGCAAACAGUGAUGCAGAAAUAAUUAACCAAUUAACCAAUAGUGCAAUCAACUUAGAAAAAAAUGCGUUGGAAAUUAAAUCCAGACAGAUUGAAAGUUUACCUGACAAUCCAGAAGCCAAAGUUCGAAGAGUAACUGAAGACAUUAGUCUAUCUCAGAAUCCAAAGAAACCUACUGAUGUUGUAGCUUGUGAAGCUCAGUGUGAGUUUAAUACAAAUCUGUGCCUGAGGCAUGAAGAAGUGGACAAAGAUGAACUGCAGGAAGCCAGCACUGAGGUAGAACACAUUCAGGAAUCAAAAGCACUCCUGCACUCUGGCAGCCAACUUGAAACAAGCAGCUUUUGCCAAAGAGAAAAAAGUGAGAAAACAGAAAUACGUGUUUAUUCACCAGAGCUUUCUGUUGCUCCCCAAACCACUCCUUCAGCUGUGUGUUCCCACACAACAGAUAUUGCUCAGAAUAUUUCAGGGUCCCUUGAUACUUGUGAGGGGCUUGUACAGAUGAACAGAACAACAGAAAAUGUAGCUGCAACAGUACUAAUCACAAGGAGGCGAGCAAAUACUUUAGAAAAACUUGAAAAUGAAGAACAAAUAAGUUCUAACAAUUCAAUUGAGCAUUGUGUACCCAAUUGUUUGCCCCAGGAAGACAAAGUUAAUGAAUGUGAAGUGACUGGGAAUGAAAAAGAAAUUACUGUGACAUACACCGAGGAGCUGCAAGAAGACAUAUGCACAGAUGAAAAUGUUUUAUUUACUGAACAGUUUCCAGCUUUGCAUCAGACAUAUUGUGACAGAGAUGACAAAGAGGAGAGUUUAAAUCAGUUUAAGAUCCCUGAAAGAUACCUGACAGCUUCAGAACUAGAACAGAAUAUACUGUUGGAAGAUGAUUCAAGAUACCAUGAUCCUACUGAAAUAAGUGAAGAUGGUGACUCAGUAGACUCUGUUACAGAGACAGGAAAUGUAGUCGAUUCACAUGAAUAUUCAGUUGAUGACAGUGCUGGUAACAACCAACGUAGAACUGAACAAAAAUCUACAAGUCUUGACAGACAUAGGUAUACAAGUUGUGCUAUGCAAUCUCCUGAGCACAGCACUUCAGAAAACUUGAAUGUUGGUAUUGUUAGAAAAAGACCUGAUGUUUGUAAAUUGGAUCCAGUAGGCUGUAGAGUUGAGGAGGAGGAAGUGCUUUUGAUGAAGCUAGUACAAAUGGCCAAAUCAGACAAACAAAAGCAGAUAUUUGUAGAAAACACAGAGGAGGUAGAACUGAUCUUUUUAGAAAACCUGGAUGAACUAUUCCCUGAAAACAAGGAUAGCUACCAAAUGACACAUGAUGACAGCAGAUUAAAUGAAAUCUUAAGAAAAAGCCAGUGGGUGUCUACCAGCUUUUCUAGAAAGAACGAAGACAUCAGCAAGCAGCAAAAUCCACCAGCAACACCGAAGUCUACAGAAAAAAUCCAGGAACUUCAAGACUCCCCAUGCCAGUCUGUAAAUCACUUUUUAUAUCUUGGAGGAAAUGAUGAUUCCCAUCUUGUUCAAGAUGUUCCCACUGCAUCAAAAGGACAUACAAAACCAUCUAACAGCAGUCUUGGAACUGGAGCUGUUCUGCCUUACUAUGAAACAUUAAUGGAGAGUGAAGUCGGUGUCAGCACAUCUGUUACAGGCAACAAAAUGGGAGAAGACAAACAUCUUCCAGAUAAAACAAAGAGUGAGAGUGUAGCUUUCUCACAUACCGUGACCACAUCAGAAAGGCAGGAGGAAGAAUCCUUUGUAGUUAAAAAUGCACCUGAUCAUGCCAUAUCUGCACAUGUCAAUGAGAGCAGCUCUUUCACUUCCUGCAGUGCAGGUGGUCCUGAGUCUGAAACUGUUGUACUUCACCAAACAGCCAAAGGAAAAUUAUUUUCCUUGGAAAUAUUAGAUUCUUCUGAAGAUAUUAUUCAGGAUGCUUAUGAAGAACACAGUAUAGAUUUAAUGGUUAAUAAACUAUUAAAUGACUGUCUUAAUUCCAUGGAAGAUACACCUCAGGAGGAAAAGGAUACCAUUGUGCCUGAUUCACUGCUCUUGGAUAAAUCAAACCUGCUUUCUUCUUCAGAGAAAGAAGUGAUGGAAGACAUAGGGAUGGGGAAAAUGCAUUCUUUCCUAGAAAUCUCUACACCAAAAAUCUUUCACAAUAUUAAUAGAACCCAGAUAGUACUUGAGUCGGGGAGUUCAUCACUGCAUGAUGAGGAGGAGAAAUUUUUAAACACAGGCUAUCCUACAGCAAACAGUAAAACUGAAAACGCCAAGUUUCCUGGUGCAGCUGGAUAUCAGCACGAGCCUGGAGAAAAUCAGGGGCACGAAACUUCCGAAGAGUGCUGCACAGACCAAUCAGGCAAUGCUGUUUCUGAGCAUGCUUCAACCCUUUCAGAAGGCCUGAACAAGUCUACAAGGGAAAAUUCACACUAUAGUAAAGAGUUUCUAAAUUGUAAUAGGAACUUGGGUGCUUCUGAACAUUCUCCUGGUCUUCUGAAUCAUCCAGCAUCAUUUGCAAGUAAUUUGAUUGCCGGCAAUGGAGACAAAACUGAAAAUGAUGCUAUUCUCUCUGAAGAAACAAAAUACUUUGAAAGUGAAUCAACUGAUUUAAAUGUAUCUGUAACUUUUCCUGGUGUUUCUCAAAAAGGAGAUGAAAAGGAAAAUAAUUCUGCAGUGGCAGAGGUCACAUAUGCUCAGAAUAAUAAAAUCCCUGAAAAACUGGAAAGAAAUCAAAAGGAGAAAAUUAUUCAAGGUUAUUUCCAGAACUGCAAUGACAUAAAAGAAAAUAAAGUUCAUGAAUACUCAGAACACAGCAGUAACACUAAUGGUGUGACUGUACCAGGAUCAGGCUUGCUUGCUUUCCAGAGCCAAGGGCAGACUGGGAAUAACAAAUCAAAGUCUCUUUCAUCCUACUCAACAGAAGAAACUCCAACUGAUACACCAUUUCAAAGCUCUAAGAAUUUCAGUGCUUGUAACACAUCUUGUUUACCUGAGGACUCAAAACCUCUAAUAUUUAGUCAGCUUGGGGACUCACUUCAGGAUAUUUUUUUGACUGAGAAAGUGGCCUCCAGUUCUGCAGACACGUGCUCUGUGAAAGAAGAUUUUCCCCAAGCAUUUGCGAGUGUCAAUUACCCAUCCUUAGUGGCAUUUUCAGAAUCUUCUUUAGCUGCAGAUAUAGGCCACGGGGAAACUGGCACAUAUGGUAUUUCACAUUCCAAUAUAUUGAAACAUUCUCCAUUUGCUGUUUCUCAAAUACAAGACACUCAGUCUGAUAAGGCUGUUGUAUUUGAUGAGCCAGUAUGUGCUUCAGGAAGUAUUUUACUUUCUCUUGCAAAAGAAAAUAGGCAUUGCCCAGUGUCAGACACCGAGUGUAGUCCAUGCAAAAAUUCUGCCGUAGAUGUGGAACCUGUGUAUGGAAGUAAUCAUAAAAAACUUGACAAUGAUAUAAAAGUCGAUCAGCAUCACUGGGAUAAGGUUCUACCACGCGAAACUUACGCAGAACACACAGAGGAAAUAUUAAGUGAUAAUCCCCUUUUAUUACCAUUGUUACCUUUUUGCAAUAAUGAAUUGCAUUCAAAUACUGAACCUGAACACCUUGCAGUAAAGACAGAGCAGAAAAAAACAUUAAGUAGAGAACCUGAUGAAAAGCAAACUAAUGUAUCCUCAGAUUCUUCAAAUGAAUUAAUAGGCUCAGAAAUUACAGUGUUUGAAAAUCUGUAUCCAGGAGAUGUUGAAGUGGAUCCUGACCACAGCUGCAGUUCAGUUAGUCCAGCAUAUCCCACCCACAGCAGAAGCGCUGAUCUCAGGCACCUGUAUCACACUGUCUUGGGUUUUGAAAGAAACCCUGCAGAUCUGCAAGAUAAUUGUCAGCAUGUGCCUACAGGUGAACACAUAGAACACCUACCAAACAGAACAAAUCCAGAGAGGAGAAAAGAGAUUUUACCUUGCAAAAGUAAUACAGGUUCAAGUGUUGAUAGCCCUACUGAUGAUGCCAAUGUAGACAAUUAUUCAACAACUGGAGACACUAUAAUGAGGAAUAAAACUUGGAAAUCAGAAAGACUGAAGUUUUCUGUAAUAAGUAAUGAAACUACCUCCAUAAAGUUUUUGCCAGAGAACCAUGAUUUGCCUCCUCAAGAAUCUAAAUUGGUGCAAUUCAGGAGCAAAAGUUCAUAUUCUGCUACACAGAAUACGAAGAGCUGUAAACAAAGUGAACAGAGACCUUAUUUACAAAGUCACAGAGUAUCAGCCCCAGCUAUUGCUGUUUUCUCUGAUACAGAAUAUACUUUGGAAGCUUCAUCUAAGGCAGAUUCUUUGUUAUAUUCUGCAUCUAAAUCACUACAAGAUUUAAAUAUGAGUGUAGAGCCUCCAUCACCAACUGAAGAUGAUCUCUAUGGAAUUGAAAGAUUUUCAAAGCAGGAAUCAAAGAACUUUCUGAAGGUUAAAUCUAAACCCAGAUUUCAGCAAAGAAUGGCACAAACGAAGAAGUUUACAAACUGUGAUCCCAAAAAUUUACAAAAUUUUGCAGGAAGGAACCAAAGCAGCCAGUCUUUAAAAGACUGUGCUACUCAAUCUCCAUCAUGCUUACUACCCACAGCUCCCAGUCCUGUGGGUGCAGAAGUAAAUGUCGAUUCAAAGAGUAGUUCUGUAGCUCAGUGUAGCGAAGGGAAAGGCGAAGAAGGUGGAUACCAACCAGAUUUAAUUUCACAAGACAAUAAAGAUGUAAUCCACUUUAGUUCAAGUGAUAUCAACCCAUAUAUUCACUCAUGGCAACAAGAUGGAUCAUGCAAGAUUGGCUGGAAACAGUAUGUUUUUGGAAGUGCAAGUGAUGUCUCUUGCAAUCAAAUUCCUCUAAGUAUGGAAAAUCAUAAAGUUAUGAGAUGUUCCAGUGCAGACAACGGAUUGAAUUCUCAAAAUUCUCCUUUUCAUUCUCAUCUAAGUUCAUAUGCUACAGCAAAAGUUUUAUCAAGCACUUUAAGUAGCAUUGAAGGUCUUCAAGGAUGGGACAGUGCCAGACAAGACUUUCAAUCUGCAUACUCGAGUGACAGUACCAAGCAGUAUAGCAACGUAUCCACUGAAACUUUGGAAACUAAUUCAGAAAACAACACUGCUGAAUUUGAGAAUCCUUCUGCACAACCUGGUAACUCCUCUAUGCAGGUUGAUGAAAUCGUACUGUUAUAUCCUUCUGAGUCUGAAAAGUCUUCUAAAAAACUACCAGGGAUUACAUGUGAGCAGGGAACACAAACAGCAACUACAGGAAGGUAUAAAAGGCAGAGAAGACAUCAGAGAAGCUAUACAGAUGUUUCUGCAAAAAGGGAGGAAACAAACAGAAAUUUAUUUCUUCAACCUUCUUGGACAAGCAUGCAGAACCUGUCCAUGCAUCUAUCACAGCUUCUUCAGAACACUUCUGAGCUGUUGGGAAACCUCUCCCAACAGAGUACCAUAGAUAAUGAGCAGAAUGCCAAAAUCAAUCAAAGAGGAACUGAAGACGCUGUAAAGACUACCAGAUCAGAUAGUUGCACGCAGACUACAGCAGAUGUAGGCACUCAAACCGAGAUUUUGGAAGAACCUCAAAGCAAACGUGAAGAAAAACAAGUGGAGGCAAAAAUAGAAAAUGAAUCGAGGGCAGCUCAGGCAGUAAACAAUUGUAAAGAAAUUGGUGGAGAUACAGUAGGAAAGAUUCCCCAAAGGAAAGAGGAAAUGCUGUCUCUUGAAGAAAGAAAAAAAGAACAAACAGGGCUGAAAAGUCUGGGCAAUCCUGACUUCCACGACAGUCUUGACAGCAUUUUGGAAGACUCCUUUAUGCAUCUGCCUCUCUUAUCCAGAACCUCCGCACCUAUCUUACAUUUUCAGAAAACAAAAUUUAAUGCACAACAGAAGGAUGCUUUUGCUAGUACCAGGGUUUCAUCUCUCACAUCAUCUUUGCCAAGUUCAGGGCAAGAUGAUUCUUCGUGCACUGUAGUUAGCAGUCCUACUAAUAGCACCUCCUACUCUCCAACAUCUUACACGCAAGAUAAAAGAAGUGUCAGUGAAACAGAGGCUCCAGCAGAAAGAAAAUUUUGUUACAAAAAUACCCUACUAGUCGAUAGGGCCUCUUCCCCUAUUCUUACUCUUAGUGCUAGUCCCAACCGCCAGACCGCGUUUAGCAAGUCUGUCUGCCCUGUUAAGGAACGUCUUGGAUAUUCCAGUGUUGCUUCGAGUCCCCUUCACAACCAGAGAAAGCAGAGGGCAGGUCCACAGUCCAGCAUGCACUCACACGUAGACAAUUUUUCACAGACAGAAACAGAGAGUGAAUCAAGCACUUCUACAGAACAUCAGGACAUAAGAAAGAAAUCCGGAAGUUUCUCAGGGAAGAAAGCAGCCAAAGAGCUUUUAGGACAGGAUGGUUCAAAAGACUUGGAGCAAGAGCACAGACUGAUGGUUGACACCCACACUACCAUUUGUGCAAAGCGGCUGUAUCACUCUAGCAGUAUGUUGGAGGUGUCGGGCCACAGUGAAGUUGUAACAGGUGAUGUCAGAGACCACGGUUCACUGGCACAUUCACUCCAUUGUAUGUACGUUACGAGGGGAGGAAGAGAUUCUUCAGCUGGAAUUAGACAUGAGAAGUACAUUGGGAAUUCUGAUACUGCUUUGAUUCAUAACUAUCCAUCUCCAAAUGCUGAUUUAUUUUUUAAUCAAAAAAUUAGUGCCACCUGUUCAAGUAAGACAAAUGCUGGCACAUCCUCAGAACCUCUGGUAGAAGCAUCUUCUCUACAAUUUCAUGAUUUCUUCUGGAGGAAUGAAAACAGCUGCCCUCCCCCACUCUCUGACGUGAGUGAUGUGCAAACUUCCUUCCGAGACGACAACACAGGUUUUACCACUGAAAGUGAAUGUGACACUGAAAUUCCUCUCAACAAAAAUAGUACUUUUGCAAAACCAUACAGGCCUCGGAGCUACAGUCUCCGUGAUUUACCCGUACACAAUAAAUUUAGCAACUGGUGUGGUGUUAAGGGCAGCCCUCCUCCAUCGUUACUCAGCUUGAGUGGCAGUGUGGCCGAUUUACGAAGUCAGGCAGAAAAGAUGACUAGAAGCACACGAGCAACAGAAAUGGAAGGGAAAUCCCAGCUUUGUGACAGCAGGAGCAGAGAGAUCGAGAGACUUCAGCGAGAGCGUGCCCAGAUCAUGUCUGGCAUUCACCUGGACCUGCAUCAGCAUCCCCUCACAGUGGAACUGACCGAAGCAAAACUCAAUUACGGCAUCGGGGAAACAGACGCCCUGCUGAGGGUCCUUCAGAGCGGAAACGCAGACGAUACAGUGGCAGUUCCAGUGAAGCAGCAACUUUAUGAAAGACACAUGAGAGCUAUCGAAACUCUGAGGAAGGAAAGAGAAAAAAAGUUGCAAAGAUACCAAAGAAGCCGAAGUCUGAGUCCUCAAAAGCAUUUGAGUCUGUUCCAGCCUCUGGAACCAAGUCAGAGGGAUCUAGAUCUCCCUAGCAGACGCCGAGAAUAUCUGCAGCAGCUGAGAAGAGAUGUGGUGGAAAAUACCCGAGUUCAAGAACCAAAAAGAAGAAGCAUUCAGCAUCCUUCAGACAUUGAACUGUUGCUCCGAGACUACCAGAGGGCACGAGAAGAAACCAAAACUGAAAUUGCCCGAGCAAGGGACAAACUUCGGGAGAGAGCAGAGCAAGAAAAAAGGCGUAUACGGGAACAAAUAUUUUCCCAGCUACAGAAGGAAGAAGUGAGGCUGAAGACUCUUGCCAGUACAAGCACUUUAUGUACAGACUCCAGCCUCAGCCUCUCCUCGGGCCCAACAUCUGGUUACAAUAGCAGUAAUACUGCUACAUAUACUGCAAGCAACUUCAGCAGCAGGGAAGCACAGGUUUCUUCUGGAAAUACAUUGGUUUCAAGAGACACACGAGGUCGUUCAGCUGUUAGAAACAGUCAGCUUUAUAUGUUAGAGCAACUUCAGAGGGAUUCAACACUUGAAGCCAGCAGAAUUCAACCACCUCUCCCUUCUAGUAGCACCAGCUGUAGGUUCACUCAUGGUUUAACUAUUUCUGUCAACUCCUCUUCAACAAAAGGAUACCAAGAUUUAUCCAAACAUAUCUUGGCUAAUGCUACCACUGAGGUAAUGGCAGCAUGCUCUCAUAACCUGAGGAACCUCUACACGUGCCAAGCAGCAGCUGGGUGGAAAUACCAAUGUACAGAAAAAGAGGUGCAGGUGUACUACAAAGUCUUCCCUUCAGCAACAAGGCAUGGGUUUCUGGGAGCAGGAGUGAUAGAAAGACCUCUUUCCUAUGUGUGGGGACUAGUGAGAGAUCCUUGCAAAAGGCAUCUGUAUGACAGAUCUAUCAAUACAGCUCGAAUACACAAGAAGGUAACCAGCCACAUUCACCUGGUAUAUUUAGUGACUGAUACCUCCCUAUGUUACCUAAAGCAACCCCGGGAUUUCUGCUGCAUUACUGUAGAAGCCAAAGAGGAGAACUUGUCUGUCCUGGCUAUUCAGUCUGUCUAUGAUGCAUCCAUGCCUCACCCUUGUAAAGAAGCAGUGAGAGGAGAGAUUUUACCAAGUGCUUGGAUACUGGAACCUGACAUAGUGAAUGGAAGAGAUAUCACCAGGGUUAUUUACAUGGCACAGGUGGAUCUUGGUGCCCCGGCUAUCCCUGCAAGGCUCCUGAGUUCCAUUGCAAAGCGGCAGCCCCUGGUGAUUGCUCGGCUGGCACAUCUGCUUGCUACUUAAGUGUUUGUUUGGGACAAACAGGGACACUUCACAGCCGCUCACAUUUCACAAGGAGACAUAAAUGUCAGUAAAGGUAAUGGAAAAUGCUGACUCCUAAGGCAGCCACCACCUUCAGGAGCCUUCCUGCUAAUGCUGGACUAUACGGAAAUAUAGUUGGAGAAAAGGAUCAUUUGCUUUAGCCAAGGCUGCUUAGAAGAAAUGCAGCAAGUUCAGUUGGGAACCUCCUAGAGAUGGCAGUGGGAAACCUUCAUGGAACAGCAGAAAGGUUUGCUGUCUUUUUAAAGAGCAGAGGAAGAGACUUCACUUUACAAUAGCCAGCAUCUUUGAGUGUAUUAUUUAAUUUCUGUUUGCAAGCAGCGAUCUACCUUCUUUCUUUCAGGAAGAUUAGGCUGGAAGCAGUACACAUAUGGCCUGAGACUUUUUAUAAGUUCUUGAGCAGAGCUGCAAAGCUACUUUCUAAUGUUGAGAUAAGUAUCAAAUGCAGAAUUCCUAACUGUGUAGAUAAAUCAUUUAUCUUAGCUAGCUGCCUAUCCUUUCUUCCCCUCAAGAAGAGAAGUUAAAGCAGCGCAAUAUCCACUAGUCAUCCAACAUCCUGGAUAGAUUCUUCUCAUGUAAGUGGCUGUCUGCUUGCAGCCAGUGUUUGCAGUAAGGUGUUUCAGAUUGCCACUACACUAUGCAGCAUCAGUGGAAACCAACACACCUCAGGACAGUUUUACUGCACUGCAGAAUCAGGUGCUUUGAAAUAAAGAAACCAAACAGACAGUUCCAAACAGUGACACUUUGUCGUGACUAGGGUAAUACUCAGUAAUCAGCUUGUUUGUAGAAUUUAAAUCCUGCAAGUAAGAGUAAUUCCAACAUUCU
This is a messenger RNA of Empidonax traillii (willow flycatcher), 15939 nucleotides long. It is a transcript of the gene STARD9, whose product is annotated as StAR related lipid transfer domain containing 9. Bases 34 to 15078 code for a protein of 5014 amino acids. The transcript has 34 exons. NCBI's taxonomy places the organism in Eukaryota, Metazoa, Chordata, Aves, Passeriformes, Tyrannidae. The record is from RefSeq and is a predicted model, not a curated record. Gene Ontology annotation, molecular function: ATP binding; lipid binding; microtubule binding. Gene Ontology annotation, biological process: microtubule-based movement.